GAGUGCCUGUUUUGUUCGAGAUUCGCCAUCAGUUUCGGUCACUCGUCGGAUGUGUUGAAUUUACGGUCGUGCUUUCCGAGCGAAAAUCCGCAAUUUCCCGGGCCCAUUUCCGCGUCCCGAGCGUCUCGCGCGUGUUCCGGAAGUGUUGCGCGUGUUUAACGACCAGUUCCGACCCGCCGAGAAUCAAUACGCUGUGUAACUUGUGUCUUCUACACCCAAGUGAAAACGCUCAAAAAGCAAAUCUGCAACCAAACCGAGCGAGGAGAGUGCUAAAUCGAGCCGAAAAACAGGCCGUGUUUCCACGUGCAGCACCACCAUCCGAGCGCACCAAUACAGCGCCACAACCAAGUUCAAUCGCACGUGCCGUCGUCGUCGUCGUCGUCGUCCUUUCGGUCAUCCCGGGCUGGGGCCGUUAUCGGUGAUUUUCGGGUGUGCCCCCGACAUUCGGACUCGGUGUAACUGUGGUAGUGUUGUUGCAAGUCCUUGCUGCUCCUUGGAUGAGAUUCUGAGCUCAACAGCUAGCAGAUAAGCGUCAGAAGAUUGAAGCAACUGGUGGCGUUCUGGUUCUGGUUCCGCGAUAGAGAUCGAUUUUAGAAGGCCCAGCAUAGUGAUAAAAGCUUAGGCAAAGAGUGUGCUACUACUGAGUGAGUGUAUGUGUGUGUGCUAGUGAGUCCAAGGUGUGUGUAGUGAAGAGGGCUAGAAAUAGUUUGUUUAUUGUUGUGCAAUCCCAAUAAAAGAAGAGAAAGAAGAAUAAGAAAACCAAACCCCACCUCCCAACCGCGCGGAAAGAAGUCAUGCUGUUGAAAUGCACCACUUCUUCGCCACUUAGACGUGUCCCUGCCGCGAGCCAGUCGUCCGGAUCAACGACGACCGCCACCACGCCCGUGACCCUCGGUGCUCCCAUUCUCAGCGGGGCGACACUACUGAGCCCCCUUCCUCCGGUUGGCAAGGGCAAGGGCGGCAAGCUAGGCACCAGAAACGGUGCUGCUGGUGCUGGCGGUGCCCGGAAUGGACUUGCCGCCUCCGGCACUAUCGUCCCAAGUGGCGCAGCGAUUGGAUCUGCUGCAGGAACAGUGAAACACGGCGUCAGUCCCAGCUCGUCGCUCGCGUCCAAGCUCCAUCGCAAAGUAUUACGCGUCCCGGCGAAGCGCAUCCCGGGCAAGGUUCUGCACCACCAUCACCACCCGGGCAAACUCGCGUCGGUCGCAAGCAAGCUGACCGCCGCCAAACAGCGGCUCCAGCAACAGCAGCAAGCUCAACAGCUUCAACAGUUCAACCUGCAACAGCAGCAGCAGCAGCAACGACCCGUUGGGUCGUCGACGUCCUCGUCCUCGUCGUCAUCCGCCAACGUCAACAACUGUGAUAACUCCAACGACUCCGGUCUCGGCUUUGACCGCAGUCUCGACAGUGCCGCCGCCCUCGGUGCUGCCCAGUUCCAGAACGGCACUAACCCACACCACACCUCGACCGGCCGGCCAAUCCAGCACUCGAGCAAUCCGGACGAUGACGGCGUCGACAGUGAGUCCGGCUGGAGCACCACCAGCAGCGGCAAUGGCCACUCCUCCGCGCCACGAAGAAUCCGCGGCGGUGGCAAGCCGGCCUCCAUGUUCGGAGGCACGCGCCGAACCACGAGCCGAUCGUCGGUCGCGAGUAGCCGCAGCUCUAGCACCACCAGCAACAAAUCGCUCAAGCGAACCCACCUAGAGCUGGAGGACUCUGCGGCCUGUUCCGGGGCCCUGUUUGCCCUGUCGACCGGCAAGCUGACCACCACCAAGCUCCAAGCCUCCAAACCGAUCAAACCCAUGGCCAGGACGGUGGUCGCGCCCAAGAAGAUCAUCAUCCCCGUCCACCGGACGACGCCGGCCGGAAAGUCCACCAUCACGAUCGCCACGGCUAAUAGCACGUCAUUAUCAUUGCAAGCACCGUCAUCAUCCUCACCUCAGUCAUCACCACAGAAGACGACGGCGGCGGCGCCGGCGAAAGUAAUGACCUCGUCGGCAUCCCGCUCGCUGAACCGGUUACCGGGCAAACGACCCCCGAUGCUGUCCGGAUCGCUAGGCGGUGGAGGAGGACCCGUUAGCGGGGGUGGUCCGUUCAGCAAUUCCGGCGUGGUCACGCUGCAGUCCCAGCUGGGAUGUUCCUCGCGGGACGGCAAAAUUCAGCUGCAGAUUCUUACCCAGCCCGAGCAGCAGCACCGGGCGCGCUACCAAACCGAGGGUUCCCGCGGGGCCGUCAAGGAUCGCAGCGGCAAUGGGUUCCCGGUGGUGCGGCUCGUCGGCCACAACAAGCCCGCCGUGCUGCAGGUGUUUAUCGGGACGGACGUGGGUCGGGUGGCGCCGCACAUGUUCUACCAGGCCUGCAAGGUGUCGGGGAAGAACUCGACGCCCUGCGUCGAGCGGAAGCUCGAGGGCACCAUGGUCAUCGAGGUGGACAUGAAACCGGACGGCGACAUGACGGUGACGUGCGACUGCGUCGGCAUUCUGAAGGAGCGCAACGUGGACGUCGAGCACCGGUUUCCGGACCAGAGCGGACCGCGGGCCAAGAAAAAGUCCACCCGCUGCCGGAUGGUGUUCCGGGCGGCGAUCACGCACGACGACGGAAGCGUCGAAACGCUGCAAGUGUGCUCCCAGCAGAUUGUGUGCACCCAACCGCCCGGCGUGCCGGAAAUCUGCAAAAAGUCUCUAGUCUCGUGCCCGGCCGAGGGCGGCCUCGAACUGUUCAUCGUCGGCAAAAACUUUCUCAAGGACACCAAGGUGGUGUUCCAGCGGCGCAAGGCCCCGCUCGGGGGCGCCGCGACCGCCGGCGGCAUCAGCGUGAUGCCCUGGGAGCAGACCGUCAUCCCGGACAAGGAGUACCUGCAGCAGACUCAUCUCAUCUGUACCGUCCCGCCGUACAUCAGCCAGGACAUCUGCGAACCGGUGGUAGUACAAAUCUUCAUCGUGUCCGCCGGCAAGCGGAGCGAAACGCACAACUUUACCUUCACGCCCAAGGGGCACCACACGGCGCUGAGCGCGUCCACCACGACGACGGGGUCGUUCUUCGGGUUGGGCGGUGGGGACGAGAUUGGCCCGUCGGGGCCGGCAGCAAGUGUUGGUGGUGGUAAUACUGGUCCGGCAAGCUUCAAUUCUCUAAACUCUAGCUUUAGUAGCAACCAGAGCGAAGAUGUCUCAGCGAGCAGUGAAGCGGCGUCGGCCAAGAAGUCUUUGUUCCUGUGGGGCUCACAGCUGGCCAACGCCGCGGCCGUCCAGGAAACGCUGGACACGGGAAUGAUGCCUCCGCCGGUGAAUGUGCUACCGUUGAGCGGUGGAACGACGAGCCGACGGCCGUCACUGCUGGUCGAGCAGCUGUCCAACAUGUCGUCGCCGCCCAACUUUAAGGCGGAACUGCUCGACGAGAGCAGUCGCAGCCCGAACAACGAAGACUCGCUGGAUCGGUUCCCGGAUUCGACGGACAAUUCGAUCGACAACAGCCACAUUCUGUACCGGCGGAGAAGCGUUCGCCAGCCGAGCAUGGACAUGAUGGACGAAAGCUCCAGCAUGUCGAUGCUGAUCAACGAAAACAGUGCUAUGGACUGUGGAUCGGGUGCGGGCGGUCCAAUGAUGGGCUUCCGGUCGGGACUGAGCACGCUGAUGGAGACAAACGAGGUCAGCAACUCGGCGACAUCGCCAUCGGCAUGCGAACUCAAGGUCAUGAACCUGUGCAUCAAGCAGGAACAGCAAAUGUCCGCCACGACGCGGAACCAGAUCGAGCAGAUGAUCGCGACCACCAGCAAUUUGGGCAACUUGAACGAAAUCAACCAGAUCAAGGCACAGCUCAACGUCGAGGGAAUGCUGAACGCGGCCGUUUCGCCGGGAGGUUCCCUGGAGAAGCCGCCCGGAAUGCUUGAGAUCAACUCGGUUGUAUCGUUGGCCAGCAACGCAUCGCACUCUCCGACGUCAACCGUCAUGAUGCACAACGAAAUGCCGGGUGGCGCAACCAACACCAACCACUCGCCGCUCUCCCAAGACGUGAUGCUCAACUCCCAGAGCACGAUAACGGUUCCAUCCCCAGGAAAUCUGGUCCUGUCAUCCCCCGGAUCGUCCAACGAAGUGAGCCCCCACCCCCAUGCGUCCAUCUCCCCGGACAUCAUCCUCAACCCGACCAUUUCGCCCACCUCGAUGAUGUGCACACCCUCGAACGCUACGGUCGCUGCCACGGCCGCGGCUGCCGUGGCCGCAGCUGCAGCCGUUUCCGACGGUGCCGCUGGUCUGCUGUCGAACCAAGUGUUCAACAACAUGGCCGCCGUCGCCGCCAACAUGAUCGAAAACCAGCCCCAGGAAACCACCCAAGCCGUCCAGGAAAUCAUCCUGAACGCCGCGGCCGAAAUCCUCACCUCCCAGGAACCCUCCGUAACGACCCAGUCCACGAUCAACGCGCUAAUCUCGAUGAACGCCCAGGAAAUGAUGACCACCUCGUGCCAACCGCAAACCCAGGCCAUCAUGUCCCAGCAAACGCUGAUGUCGCAAUGUCAACCGACCGCCAUGAUGACCGCCGAAUCCAUGGCUAACGCCCUGCAACAGCAACAACAGCAGCAGCAAAUCGUCCACAACAUGCUGACCGAAAGCCUCCACCAGCAGCAACAGCAAGCAACCGAAUCUCUCAUGCUAAACCUGGCUGCCGCAGCGGCCGCCGCCAGUCAGCAGCAGCAGCAGCAGCAGUCCGUCCCGGAACAGAUGGAGAUUGGCAAUCCGAUCAUGUCCUCGACGGUGACCUCUACCGUGCCGCAGCAACAACAACCCCCGCAGCAGCCAAUGGACACUAGUCCGACUCAGCAGCAGCAGCAGCAGCAGCAGCAGCAGAUUCCCACCCAGAUGGUCGUGGAAACGGCCGGCGGGAUUCAGGAGCAGCAGCAGCAACAGGCCGUAGCUGCGGCUGCUGCAGCCGCGGUUGGGGCCAACGCAAGCAUACCGCAGGAGUUGACCAUCAUGUCCGACAACGAUCUCAUCAGCUACAUCAACCCGAACGCGUUUGAUGCAGUAUAAUCCGACUUUUACAGCCACAUCAUUGGCUGGGCUACCAUCACGCGCUUAGGUUGGUGAGGUUGAGAUCGACGCCUUGGCGCAUCCGCGAGCAUCCUUCCCCCCUCUGCCACACCCAAACCCCUUUUUGCCUUCCUAGAAGAAAGAAAGAUAGAGAGCGAGAGAGCGAAUCCGCUAGGUGCAAUAGCGACGAGAGUGUCAAUGCGAGAAGCCAUAUUACUAAACUAUUGUUACGAACACACACACACACAUACAUAAACACGAUUGCUCCUUGGAGUUAGAUUUUAUAAGGUAAUUUUGUCGAUUGUAGAAAUUGGCGCCAACGAGCAAAAGUGAUCUCGAAAGAUUCAUAAUGAAUAUCUACACGACUGUUGAUAGCUGAGAGAGAGAGAGAGAGAGUUCAUAGCGAAGAGAGUUCUAGUAGGUACUAAAACACACACACAAACACACUCAAACAACUUUUUAAGCUUAACUUUUCUUUGUUGUGAACACGCCGUUAUUACAAACUUUUUAAAAUAUUUCUACCGUUAGCAAAGCUGGUUAGGUCGGCAUUAUUUAUUGAGACGAAAUAAAAAACAAACAAACAAAUAAAUGACGACAUAUUGUCGACACUCUUUUUUGCUCUACGCACGACUACAUUGCACCAUUUAAACUAUUUAAACAAUUCACUCACUCUCACAUACAUACACACAAACAAGCAAACCUUUUCUUACCGACAAGCAAAUUCGUCAACGUGUUUCGCGCUUUUCUCAGUGUAAUUCUCAAAAGUUUAAUCAAAAAGACAAAAAAAUCACUCACUCCUGCACGAUUUCGGCAACAACAAAAAACAAACAAAACUGAAGGAGGUAUUGGACUAUGACAAAACAAACAAACAAACUCACACUUUUUGUUUUUUUUUGCAGAAACGUCAGUUUGGCAAACUGUCAAACACGAAAAAGGUGCGAGUCUGUUCGUUUGUUUGUCAUAGUCUAAUACCACCUUAAGACAGACAGACAACGCGCAACGGUUUCAGCGAGCUUUUCAGACAAGAGGGAAAAGGGGUAGGAAUCGGGAAUUAGGGCUACAGCAGCAGUACUGAGUCCACCUCAACCUGGUGCUCACGUGUCACGUUUUGGACAUUUUGGCAAAAGAGUCAUAGGAAGAGGAGGGAACACACAAAAAAAUCAAUUCGAUAUUACAAAUUUUUAUAGCCUUAACACAGUGUCUAAACCGAAAGAAGGUACGUUUAUUAGGAGGAGAGGAAAAUUUUAAACUUAUGAAUGUUUACAAAUUUUUUAUUAGAGAUUUUUUCUAACGUAAGCCAUUUGGAAAUUCAACAUGUGAGAAAGGUAGCGAGAAAGAGAUAAAGAAGAAGUUUAGGUCAAAAGAUAAGUACACUACAGUAACCCUCACCACAGACUGCCAUACAGAUUUUUUAGGGAAGUUAUAUAUACAAAUUAGAACUGAGAAUAUGCAUGUUUUUUGAAAUACUUCAAAAAAAAGAAAACAUUAUCAAUUACAGAAACGAUACUAAAAACUUGUGUGUGUGAAACUCUCACAGGCCAACCUUGUGUGUGCGGAGACGACAAGCAAAGGGAUCCUUUGUUCUAAACUGAUAUUAUGAGCCCCUACAUUUUGAAUUAGCAUGAACAUUUGCGACACCAUCCCGUCUCUUCUCGUUCGAAUUUCAUAUUAGUGAAGAGAGAGAAACUAUCAUCGGAUUCUUAGCGCCACAAUUAUUGUUAUUAUACUUUCUUAGCAGUAGAACUCGUUAUCAAAUUAAGGUAAUUCCCUGAUUUCUUUAAGCUCAACCAGAUGUCGAUUGGUCACCAGUUUUUAAUUAUUAUUAUUAACAUAAGUUACAAGUGUAAGCCUACAAAAUAAUAAUGUUUCAUAUUAGUUAGUGACUGUUUUGUUUAGUUUGAAGGUCCACUCAAUUCCCUAAAUAUUGAAGAAAAGGAAAAACGAAGAACGCACACACCCACUCACACUCGUAUACAUUAGAAACGAAUGAAAAAAAAACAGGACAGACAACGAUUGGAACAAACUGAUAACCUGAAAACAGAGUCGCUUUCGGGUAAAAACUGGAAAUUUUAAACAAACAAAAAAAAUCUUUAUACAAGUCGUUUUUCUAUUGGAUAUUUCUACGUAUUGAUGUACUUCAAAAGAUCGAGAGAGCUAUUAAAUUCUAUCUGUAUUGUGUUAAAAAAAA
Molecule: messenger RNA, 7209 nt
Organism: Culex quinquefasciatus (southern house mosquito)
Lineage: Eukaryota; Metazoa; Arthropoda; Insecta; Diptera; Culicidae
Gene: NFAT
Product: nuclear factor of activated T-cells 5
Exons: 9
Coding region: 795-5021 (1408 amino acids)
Biological process (GO): regulation of transcription by RNA polymerase II
Cellular component (GO): transcription regulator complex
Molecular function (GO): transcription factor binding; DNA-binding transcription factor activity, RNA polymerase II-specific; RNA polymerase II cis-regulatory region sequence-specific DNA binding
Source: RefSeq, a predicted model, not a curated record